Messenger RNA from Penicillium cataractarum, 1701 nucleotides. RefSeq lists its product as uncharacterized. The transcript has 2 exons. The coding region runs from base 1 to 1701 and encodes 566 amino acids. Gene Ontology annotation, biological process: amino acid transmembrane transport. Gene Ontology annotation, cellular component: membrane. Gene Ontology annotation, molecular function: amino acid transmembrane transporter activity. The record is from RefSeq and is a predicted model, not a curated record. Lineage: Eukaryota; Fungi; Ascomycota; Eurotiomycetes; Eurotiales; Aspergillaceae.
AUGGCGACCAUACACGACAAAGGCCCCGGGUACUCGAAGGAAGAUGAUGGCCCACACCUCGACAUUGUCGCAUCGCAAGACCAUGAAGUGGGCUCUGUCAUAACUUCUUCCCAUGAAUACAGUCUUCAUCGUCGACUCGGUAAUCGACAGCUCCAAAUCAUCGCUAUCGGCGGCGCCAUUGGUACUGCAAAUUUCGUGAGCAUUGGUACGGCUCUCGCAGCUGGUGGUCCUGGCAGCUUGUUUCUUGCCUUUCUGUUUUAUGCGGGUAUCAUGGGGUUGGUCAACAAUUGCGCAGCUGAGAUGGUCGUGCAUAUGCCCAUCAGUGGUGGAUUUGUCCGCCUGGCUGGCCACUGGGUAGAUGAUGCAUGGGGCUUCAUGGCAGGAUGGAAUUUCUUCUUCUACGAAGGCUUUCUCAUUCCGUUUGAAAUCACUGCUCUGAAUGUGGUGCUCUCUUUCUGGACUGAUAAAAUCCCAGCCGUGGCAGUGUGUUUAGUGUGUAUUUUUCUCUAUGGACUCCUGAACAUCUUCGCUGUUCGAUUCUAUGGCGAGGUGGAAUUUUGGCUUUCCGGAGGAAAGAUUCUACUCCUAUUCCUCCUCUUUGGAUUUACCUUCGUCACGAUGGUCGGUGGUAAUCCUCAACAUGAUAGCUAUGGUUUUCGAUUCUGGAACAACCCCGGAGCUUUUGCUGAAACACGCUCCACUGGAAGCCUCGGCCGCUUCGAAGGCUUCCUUAAAUGCAUCUGGACCGCGGCAUUUACGAUCGUGGGGCCUGAGCUUGUCUCGAUGACCGCAGCAGAAGCUAAACACCCCCGGAUAUACAUCAAAAACGCAUACAAAUCAGUAUACUGGCGAUUCUUCAUUUUCUUCGUCGGAUCUGCUCUGUGUGCUGGCAUUGUCGUCGCGUAUAAUGACCCAACCUUGGUUGGAAUUAUCAAUGGCGAUUUGGGUGGCUCCGGGACUGCUUCCGCUUCGCCCUAUGUGAUCGCCAUGCAAAAUAUGAAAAUCAGUAUUUUGCCGCAUAUCGUGAGUGCUCUAUUAUGUACGAGCAUUUUUUCCGCUGGCAACAAUCUGGUUUUCUGCGGCACACGAACUCUUUAUGGCCUCGCUCUUCAAGGAAGAGCGCCCAAGAUGCUGGCAAAAUGCACAAAGAGUGGUGUGCCAGUCUUUGCAUUCGGCGUGACAAUGCUCUUCCCUUUCCUAUCCCUUCUGUCUCUCUCGAAUGGGUCAUCCCAGGCCUUACAGUGGUUGAUCAAUAUCAUCACCGGUGGUGGAAUCAUCGACUUUGUUGUGAUCUGUGUGACAUACACCAGCUUCUAUCGCGCUCACAAAGCUCAAGGCAUCUCGCGUGAUUACCUUCCUUACAAAGGAUGGUUCCAGCCUUACAGCGGAUAUAUCGCGCUGAUCCUGGAAACUAUGAUAGUUCUCGUCUAUGGCUACACUAGUUUCUCCCCCUGGAACACGGCCAACUUCUUUACUUACUAUUCCAUGCUCAUUAUAGACAUAGUUUUGUUCCUCUUCUGGAAGUUUUACAAGAAGACAACCUGGCUCAAGCCACGCGAUGUUGACCUUGUCUGGCAGAGCGACCUCUUGAGUGCCUAUGAGUCUACCGUUGACGAGCCCGUGACAACCUUCUGGGGCGAAAUGCUAGACCUGGUCCGGUUUUGGAAAUGGAUUCCAAACCGCAACGAGAAGGAUGUAUAG